AAGCCUUCUUUUCUCUAUUUAAGCGCGCCAACAAAGACUAUCACAGGAGGUCCAUCUGUACUUCACUCACUACACAGCAGACCGCCUCUUUUGUCUCCCUCCAUCGUCUCUACUAUCGUUCAGAAAUAAUGCCAGAGGAAACGUCUGCCGCGUCAAGCUCCGGGAGUGCAGAGGAGAAGCCGUGCUCAUCAACAGCAGCUGCUGCAGCAGACAGCUCAGUUGACGUAAUGGAGGAGGCAAAGAAAUUGAUUGGCACAGGGAACAAACACCUAGUGAUGGGAGAUGUUGUUUCUGCUGUCAAUGUCUUCCAGGACGCCUGCAGCAUGCUGGCUGCAAAGUACGGGGACACUGCAGAUGAGUGUGGCGAGGCCUUCUUCCUGUGUGGGAAGUCCUUACUGGAGCUUGCCAGGAUGGAGAACAGUGUCCUUGGUAAUGCCCUGGAGGGAGUCCCAGAAGAAUCUGAGGAAGAGGAGCAGCCUCACAACUCCAAUAUUGAGAGUGCCAACAGUCUUGAUGAAAAAACUAGAGAUGAGCUACGAAAACAGGUGUAUGAUGCUAUGGCAGAGGAGGAAAAGCUGGAGUCUGUGGAUGGAAAGAGAAGCACUGAGGAGAAAGAGGAAAAUGGUGUGGCAAAGUCCCCAGUCAAACAGGAUCUGAGUGGAUCAGAGAAACCCUCAAGUUCCUCUUUGAAUGGGAAAGAAGAGGGUUCAGUCCAGGAAGCUAAAGUGAAUGGAGUUGAGAAUAGCCCAGCUGCUCCUGUGAACGGUGCCGGGGAAAGUCCGACUGCGUGUUCUGGAAAAGAAACUCUGGGAAAGGAGGUAGAUUCAAAAGAGCAGAAUGGUGAGAAGACGGAGGCUGAAGAAGAUAAGGAAUCAGAGGGCAGUACAUCUUCAGAUACAGAGCACAGUUUGUGUGGAUUGGUGGAGCACAGGUUUGCAGAUGAUGAGGAUGAAGACGACGACGAUGAUGACGAUGAGGAUGGAGAAAGAAAUGGGGAGGAUAAGGAAGAGGAAGUUGGGAAUUUGCAGCUGGCGUGGGAGAUGCUGGAGGUCGCUAAAGUCAUCUACAAAAGAAAGGAAAGCAAAGAUGACCAGCUGAUGGCAGCUCAGACAUAUCUGAAGCUUGGAGAAGUCAGUGCCGAGUCAGGAAACUAUCCCCAGGCACUAGAAGACUUCCAAGAGUGUCUUGCCCUGCAGCUGAAGCACCUGCCUUCCCACAGUCGUCUGCUGGCUGAGACCCACUAUCACGUCGCCACCACACUGUGCUACAUGGAUCAGUACAGCCAGGCCAUCCAGCACUACAACAGCUCCAUAAAAGUCAUCGAGAUCCGUCUGGCCAUGUUGCAGGAGGUGAUAGCUGCUGCAGAGGGAGCAGACGGAGCAGCAGAAGAGAAGAAUGAAAUGGAGGAGCUGAAGCAGCUUUUGCCUGACAUUAGGGAAAAAGUGGAGGAUGCCAAGGAAAGCCAGAAAACAGCCAGCGCUGCCUCCCAGGCCAUCCAGCAGACACUAGGCGGAGCCUCAACCUCAUCAGCAUUCCUGUGUGAAAAUGGGGGCCCCUCAUCUUCAGCUUUUGCAGCAGCCAGCCAGAUCCCAGUUUCGUCCUCUGACAGCGCCUCAUCUUCCAAAGCAGCCUCAGACAUCUCCCACCUCGUCAGGAAAAAGAGGAAACCAGAGGAGGAGAGCCCAGUAAAGGACACUGAUGCUAAACAAGCGAAACAGGAAGCCACAGUUAAUGGCAGCGAUGACUCGAGUGCCAGCAACGGCAAUGGAGUCCAGGAGGGAAAAUCACAGGAGCCUGCCAACCAGUCGUCUACCGUUGAGUCUUCAGCGUGACUGUCCUCGUCUCUUUCCUGAUCUACGAAGCCAGCACAGCAUGCCUGUCCAGCCCCUCCACCUUCAACACUUUUGUUUCUGUAAAUAAGAUCCACUUUGAUAGAUUUGUCUGUCCAGUUUUGUAUACUUGUAGUAAAAAAAGAAUAAAAACAAAUUUGCAGAUGUAA
This is a messenger RNA of Scatophagus argus, 1999 nucleotides long. Its product is annotated as nuclear autoantigenic sperm protein (histone-binding). Bases 129 to 1832 code for a protein of 567 amino acids. Gene Ontology annotation, biological process: CENP-A containing chromatin assembly; DNA replication-dependent chromatin assembly. Gene Ontology annotation, molecular function: histone binding. The record is from RefSeq and is a predicted model, not a curated record. The transcript has 15 exons. Gene Ontology annotation, cellular component: nucleoplasm. Lineage: Eukaryota; Metazoa; Chordata; Actinopteri; Scatophagidae.